AAGGUCUACUAUCAUCUCGUGUCAAACCAACUCGUUUAUUAGAAACUAAACCAGCGACAAAUCUUGAUUCGACAGCGGCUAGUUAUUUCGAAAAGAAUAUAGAUCACAAUGAUUUUAACUUCGUACUCUAUCAUGAUAGUCCUGCGUCGACAACAUUUGAUAAACUAAAAUUUGGUGAUGAUGUGGAAGAAUAUAUCAAAAGUGUUUGGUAA
Adineta ricciae is the source of this 212-nucleotide messenger RNA. Lineage: Eukaryota; Metazoa; Rotifera; Eurotatoria; Adinetida; Adinetidae. The record is from the annotation of a GenBank genome assembly.